GUUGUUUGUGCUUUGAUUCUUGGUGGUUUUUACUUCCGGUUCUCAACUCUCAACGGUCGAAGCAAAGAUUCUUCUCGAAGAUUCGAUUGAUCGCUUUGGUGACAGGAACAUCAGAUAGAUGACGUAAGCCGUUCGAAGCUUCAAUCGCACAGUUCCUCUGGACUUCGGAAAGAUUGGACUUUUGGUUUCUCCAUGAGCUUCUUUUUGGUUCAGCUGUACCAUACUAGCUAGUACUACAUGUAGCGACAUGUAGCAAUUUUAAAACAUUAUGUCCAUUGCAUGUCCAUGCAAUCCUGUGUGCAGAGAUAGACUACGCUGUAGGGUGCCGCGCGAGUUCUGGCGAGAAAACCUGGCAAGUUGGGCAAUCGCGCAAAACCCUGUGGUAGAAAUCGCGGGAAAGAUCAACCGUCAAGAGUCAAGAGUGCUCUUUCCUGCUUAUUUGCACUCUCGCAGAGUUGGCGACUUUUUCACGACGACUGAUUCUUGCUACUACUGCAAGCUGUGUUCAGCCCUGGAGUGGUUUUCCUGGAGAUCUUGUGCUAAAUGAAUCAAUCAACGAUAAGGCAUAGCCACUCCUAGCUAGGAUACUAGACUAGACUACACGAACAUCCAAGCACGGUUCUGAAGAAACAUUGGAUUCGAUUCAUUCGAGAUCUCCGAGAAACGACAGUCAUUACCUGGGAUUCUCUCCCACGCCUCAAGUUUAUAAGAUAGCAACAACGCGAAAUAAGUUUAUCAACUCUCUCUGGUCUCUGCUGUUUUUGCUGUUGGCUCUCACUGCCAUUGCCAGUGCAGCUGAAGAAAGCGACUUUGUGGGUCUGACUCUUCCCGAUGUUUCUUCUGUGACCAGCAUUCGCAUUGCACGAUCCUGUCCAGGAGGAUCAUCCUUUGACUAUCCCAAGACCAUGUUCACCAUUCGACCUGGUGCUGCAAUUGAAGUCAAGACGUACCCUACCAAUCUUGUGACAGCCAGCGUGGAAAAUGAAUUCUUGACAUUCACCUACCAAGAUGUAGGACCCAACACCCAAGAGGGAGGUGUACUCAUCACUUUCCCGGCCGACUUGCUCUGGGAUGUACGGGCGGAAUCCGAGCAAGUCGUCCAAGUUCUCCCCGGAUUUAACAACAUCUUUGCCUUCUUUGCAUCCACCAGUGCCUCACUCACGGUCGAUGGGAGUACACUUCUGGGUGAAGAAAAUCUCCUGGUCGAUGUUGGUACAGAGGCCAACAUGCAAUUCCACUCUGGUCGACCCAUUACCGAAUUGGAUGUCAGUACAUCUGCCAAAUUCUACUACCAGGGAGACUUGACCGGUAGUAGUGCCUGCAGUGUCAGUACUUCCGGCAAUUUGGAAAUGAAAGGAAAUUUGGUAGGACCCGCCACCUGCGACAUUAGUACCAGCUCCCAUGCUACCAUUGAGGGCGAUCUCUUAGUGGGUACAAUGACCAAUGUGGGAACCUCGGGGAGUCUCACAGUCAUGGGAUCCAUAUUGGGCACAGUUGACGCCAGCAUUGGGGCGACUGUGACCGCCGCCAGUUGUGCCAAUGUCGCACUCUCCUUCGAUGGUACCUGCAGCGACAAAAAUGUGGUAGACAAAACAGUGACAGUCAAGGUGGAUACACAGCCAUUGACAUUGAUGGGCACCGAAACAUGUUGCCAAGUCAAUGAAGUAUGCGUAACCAGUUCAUCCACAUCCAGUUCAUCCACAACCACCACAUCCAGUUCAUCCACAACCACAAUCACCACAUCCGGUGGAGUCACAACCACCACAUCCACAUCCAGUGGAUCCACCUCAGGUGGAAUCCUGACGUUUCCACGUUCCUACAAUCUCUUAUUGCUGCCAUCUGUGGCGGUUUCCAUGCUGAUGUUUGGGAUGUGGUAAGACAGCCGCAGACUCGUAUAUGUUCCAAGCAAAAACAGGAAGGAAAGCAAAUGCUGGCAGGACCUCUGUAUAGCAACCUACUGUAAAAUCUGUGCAAUUCGAGGAAAGGAAGAAAGAACAACACUCUUCGCACACAGUGACAAUUGACUAACU
Seminavis robusta is the source of this 2030-nucleotide messenger RNA. The record is from the annotation of a GenBank genome assembly. NCBI's taxonomy places the organism in Eukaryota, Bacillariophyta, Bacillariophyceae, Naviculales, Naviculaceae.